Molecule: messenger RNA, 1629 nt
Organism: Syzygium oleosum
Lineage: Eukaryota; Viridiplantae; Streptophyta; Magnoliopsida; Myrtales; Myrtaceae
Product: dolichyl-diphosphooligosaccharide--protein glycosyltransferase 48 kDa subunit
Exons: 13
Coding region: 112-1434 (440 amino acids)
Cellular component (GO): endoplasmic reticulum membrane; oligosaccharyltransferase complex
Source: RefSeq, a predicted model, not a curated record
CAAACCUUCGCUGCAAAACUCACAGAAAGAGUCAACGAGAGAGUCAAUAGAGAUAGAGAGAGAGAGAGAGAUCGCACGGUCGCGGCCUGAACCCUAACUCCUCCGCCGGCGAUGGCGAGAUCUCCGAUCCUCCCGGCGCUGACCUCCCUCCUCCUCCUCCUCCUCCCGGCGUUCCUCGCUGCCUCCCUCCCCCUCGAGAGCCCCAAGGGCCGCAAGGUCCUCGUCCUGCUCGACGACCUGGCCGUCAAGUCGUCCCACUCCCUCUACUUCCGCUCCCUCGAGUCCCGCGGCUACGACCUCGACUUCAAGCUCUCCGACGACCCCAAGAUCGGCCUCCAGCGGUACGGCCAGUACCUGUACGACGGCCUCAUCCUCUUCUGUCCGGCCACCGAGCGUUUUGGAGGAUCUCUUGACCAGGCUGCCAUUCUGGAUUUUGUGGAUUCGGGCCACGAUUUGAUUGUUGCUGCCGAUGCUAAUGCUUCGGAUUUGAUUCGAGAGAUCGCUACCGAGUGCGGAGUUGAUUUUGACGAGGAUCCCGUGGCUAUGGUUAUUGAUCACGUUGGCUAUGCAGUUUCGGACACAGAAGGAGACCAUACACUGAUUGCUGUGGAUGAUUUCAUCGAUUCUAGUGUCAUUCUAGGGAAUAAGAAAAUCGAGGCUCCAGUACUUUUUCAGGGGAUUGGACAUUCAUUAAAUCCUUCCAACAAUCUGGUCUUGAAGGUUCUUGCAGCUUCUCCUUCUGCCUACUCUGCUAAUCCAAAGUCCAAGUUGUCAAAUCCGCCAUCACUUACUGGAUCUGCUAUAUCACUGGUUUCAGUUGUGCAGGCGAGAAACAAUGCUAGAGUAUUGAUUACCGGCUCAUUGAGUAUAUUCAGCAAUCGAUUGUUCAGAUCAAGUGUGCAGAAGGCUGGGAGCUCAACCAGGCAUGAGAAAGCAGGAAACGAGCAGUUCUUCACUGAAAUUAGUAAAUGGAUAUUCCAUGAGAGAGGACAUCUAAAGGCUGUGAAUGUGAAACACAAUAAAGUUGGGGAAGCUGAUGAACCUGCGAUGUAUAGGAUCAAUGAUGACCUGGAAUACUCCAUUGAGAUAUACGAAUGGUCUGGAAGCAGCUGGCAACCAUAUGUUUCAGAUGAUGUUCAAGUUCAGUUUUACAUGAUGAGCCCUUAUGUUUUGAAAACUUUAUCUACUGACAAAAAGGGUGUCUAUUCUACUUCAUUUAAGGUUCCAGAUGUCUAUGGUGUUUUCCAGUUCAAGGUUGAAUACCAAAGGCUUGGAUACACUAGCUUGUCCCUAGCAAAGCAGAUUCCAGUACGACCUUUCAGACACAACGAGUAUGAAAGAUUUAUUCCAGCUGCCUAUCCCUAUUAUGGUGCAGCAUUCUCUAUGAUGGCGGGCUUCUUUCUCUUCACCUUUGUCCACUUAUACAACAAGUAGACGUAUUACACUUUCCCCUUCUUGAGACCUAAUUUUUGUAGAAGUUUUAGCACCUUAUGUUCCAGAAAUUCAUGAAGAUCCAACUUUUAAAGUAUUGCAAGAGAUGGAUGACAAAUUUUCCUCCAAUUUUCCAUAUGCGAUAGUAACUAUUCAUGUUUCAUGUACAAAACAUAAAGCCAGGUUGCGAAUUUCUUA